This is a messenger RNA of Xiphias gladius (swordfish), 3993 nucleotides long. Its product is annotated as DNA-binding protein SATB2-like. Gene Ontology annotation, biological process: chromatin remodeling; regulation of transcription by RNA polymerase II. Gene Ontology annotation, molecular function: DNA-binding transcription factor activity, RNA polymerase II-specific; RNA polymerase II cis-regulatory region sequence-specific DNA binding. The transcript is spliced from 11 exons. NCBI's taxonomy places the organism in Eukaryota, Metazoa, Chordata, Actinopteri, Istiophoriformes, Xiphiidae. Bases 1 to 2511 code for a protein of 836 amino acids. The record is from RefSeq and is a predicted model, not a curated record.
AUGGAGCAGCGUGGAGGUGCAGGAGGGGGAACAGAGAACCCGGGCCUUCAGGACAGCGCCAGCCCAGAGGAGAGAGGGGAGAGCCCUGCCUCCAGCGGCCCCCUGCCCUGCAAGUUGAGCCGUCUGGAGGUCAACGGCAGCCCAGCAAACCCACAAACCCGACAGAACGGCACACCGCUGAGACCACUGGGAGGUUUGAUGAUCCCAGUCUACUGCGUGGUCGAGCAUGCAGACAUGGGCAUGGCUGGCGACUGUGAGGGGCGUGGCGACCGUCACGCUGAGUUCGUGUUGGUGCGUAAGGACGUCCUCUUCACACAGCUGGUGGAGACGGCGCUGGCGGCUCUCGGAUACUCGCACAGCUCAGCUGUACAGGCACGUGGCAUCAUUAAAGUGGGCCGGUGGAAGCCGAUGCCCAUCCACUACCUAACAGACGCACCAGAGGCAACAGUGGCUGACAUGCUGCUGGAUGUUUACCACAUGGUCACUCUGCGGAUCCUAUUGCACAGCUUUGCCCGGCUGGAGGAGCUGCCGUCAGAGCAGUGGACCCACGCCACGGUGAGGAACGCCCUCAAAGAGCUGCUCAGAGAGACCAACCAGAGCGCUCUGGCCAAGGAGUGUCCCCUCUCCCAGAGUAUGAUCUCAGCGAUAGUGAACAGUUCCUACUACGCCAACGUCUCCACCUCAAAAUGCCAAGAGUUUGGACGCUGGUAUAAGAGGUACAAACGCAUCAAAGGUGAAUACACUGAGAAGACGUGGUCAGCACAGGACAAAUCAGAUAUAAAAGUGGAGAGGGAUUUGGACCUGAGCAUCAUCGGCCAGCGUACUCCCUCGCUCUUACCCUCCCCCACCCACUUGGGCACCAUUGCCGGCCCUGGAGCUCUUUCUAUCAAGAGUGGCCUCGGGGAUGCCCAGACCCCCACCCAGCCUCACUGUCUGCCUCACCCCGCCGGCCAGCACCACCCCAGUCCUCCACUGCGUCCCCAGGCUCCACCGCUCCUAGGACACAGCGGCCUCCUGUCCCCCCAGCUCCCCCCUCAGCUCGUCCGUCAGCAGCUCGCCAUGGCCCACCUCAUCAACCAGCAGCUGGCCGUCAGCCGCCUGCUCGCCCACCAGCACCCACAGGGAGUCAACCAGCAGUUCCUCAACCACCCGCCCAUCUCAAGGACCUGCAAGGGCUCCGGGGCCUCUGCCGAACUCGGCCUCAACUGCUCAGGGGCCGAAGUCUCCUCUGACAUUUACCAGCAGGUCAGAAAUGAGCUGAAGAGGGCCAGCGUUUCCCAGGCAGUGUUUGCUCGCGUGGCUUUUAACCGCACACAGGGCUUGCUGUCAGAGAUCCUUCGUAAGGAGGAGGACCCUCGCUCUGCCUCUCAGUCGCUGCUGGUCAACCUGAAGGCCAUGCAGAACUUCCUCAACCUGCCGGAGGCCGAGCGAGACCGCAUCUACCAGGAGGAAAGAGAGAGGAGCACCAACACCAACCACAACCACUCCACCAACCACAUCUCCAGCACCAACACACACAGACACGCACAGACAAAGUGCAGCUUGUCGGGCGCAGAGCUGCCGCUGAAGCUUGACUCACUGGUGAACAUCACGUCCGGGAUCUAUGAGGAGAUCCAGCAGGAGAUGAAGAGGGCGAAGGUCUCCCAGGCUCUGUUUGCUAAGGUGGCUGCCAAUAAAAGUCAGGGUUGGCUAUGUGAGCUGCUCAGGUGGAAGGAGAGCCCAAGCCCUGAUAACCGUACACUGUGGGACAACCUGUGCACUAUCAGGAGGUUCCUGGCGUUACCGCAGGCCGACCGGGACCAGGUCUAUGAAGAGGAGUCGAGGCAGCAGCACAGCGACAGGCUUCACACCGUCCUCCACAUCCCAGACCAGCAGGCACUCCACAGACAGCCCCUGCCACCUCUGACAUCCCCAUCUCCCAUUCAUGAAGACCCACAGCCCGUCCUGCUGCCGGUGUUGCAUGGCUCGGAGGACGGGCCCCAGCAUGGUAUGAGCCCUGGCCUUGGAGGUGGAGGACCAAAGAAAGCCCGUUCGCGGACACGGAUCUCCCUGGAGGCCCUGGGUAUCCUGCAGAGCUUCAUUGGCGACGUGGGCCUCUACCCCGACCAGGAGGCCAUCCACACACUGUCAGCUCAGCUGGACCUGCCCAAACACACCAUUGUCAAGUUCUUCCAGAACCAGCGCUACAACGUCAAGCACCACAGCCAGGCCAGAGAGUCCGUCCCCGAGGAGGACGACAGGGAGACCUCAAGUCCAAGGCUGGGGGGCAACGGCACGGUGGAGAGCCGAGGGGAGGAGGGGUUCUCUGCAUCUGAGGAGUCAAGUGAGGAUGGGAGAGGAUCAGUGGAAGUGUUCAGAACAGAGGGAGGACACAAAGAUGAGGAAAGAGAGGUGGAAAUGGAGGUAGAGAAGGAAGAAGUGGAUGAUGGGAAAGCCUCAGGGCCAGCAACGUCCUCCCUGUCCCCCUACAGCAGUCUGGACAGCCCCCACUCUGCAGAGCAGCAGAGAUAACAGCAGAGAAACGAGAGAAACACUGAUGGCAACAGAGGACACCAUCAAACUGUGAAGACCACACACAGAGAACCUGUGAAUAAACACACACAUUUUCAUCACCUUUACCAGAGCUGAUGAUCAGAGCUCGUUAAUAUCUGAAGAACUGUGGCAAAAUAUUGAUGUAAGGUUUGACUGGAAAAGGGAUCUGAAGGUACUACCACUGCCUUCAGAAACUACCAGUACUUUUGUUUUGCUGCUGUCUGGAGACAGUGUUUGUGGGCAAUUUUAAAUACCACUUAAAGAAAAAAAUGUAUUUCCUACCAAAUAUUCAGUUUUUCACCUAGCUGUGUUUUCUGGUGAGGAUGGAGAACACAUUUCAAACAGCCUUAGAUCAUCACUACACUCCACUGAAACACAGAUCACACAUUAAGACAUGAAAAUCUUUGAGCUGAUUCAUCCUUUGUUUUAAAGUGAUACUCUGCCAAAAUCUGAAACACUCACUCUGCAGGCUUCAAAGGUGACUGUAAAAAGACUGUAGUUCAAAAUCCACUCCUGCAGCACAAUCCACCUUGUUUGUUUCAAAUAUUUUUGUCAAAGUACGACAAAUGCACAUCCUACUUUGAAGUUAUCGUCAUACAUGGAAGCAGUGUAUUUAGCUAUACAGGAUUUUGACUUAAAGAUACAUAUACAUAGGAUUUUACAUAUAGGCAGAGAAGAGGAUUAUGCUGCAAGAAUGGUUUGAGAAGUUUCGAUGAUUUGCUCUCAUCCUAAAAGUCUUCAGGUAUCUUUAAAGACAACAGGCUUUACGUUUAUUUGUUUCGUAUGUUUAGAGGUUGAGGGGUUUGAUACUAAAAAGAUUUCCUUGGCAGGCUUCGGUUUAGUCAUUAAGCUAGAAGUACACAGAAGGUGACUUGAAUACAGAAGAACAUUAUUCAGCAUGUCAACGAGACUCCAUGCAGCAAGAUAGUUUUCAGUCCAACACGAGGAAGACUGUGCGUUUGUGACCAGAAACACUGUAAGUGAAGCGUUUGGCUUUUGGGCUUCAUUUUGUGCUUCACAUACAGAUAUACAGGUAAAUGGACAGAUAUUAGAAACAGAUAUAAAUAAAUAAAUAAAUAAAAAAAGACACAUUGACAAGCUGCAGCCAGAGAGGAACUCCCAUAGGGGCAGAGGUGGAAACAAGUGGCUCAUGUCUGUCUUCUUGUUAGGCAGAGAUGUCAUUACAUUGGAACCGAGGAUAAACUCACUGACACUGAGCAGUAGUAUUUCAUGUGAAGGGCAUUUACCUUUGGGAAAGGGAGACAUGCAGGACAAUAACAGUAGAACGUCCAUCCAAAAUGAAGCCAAUUUUCUAUUCUACUUGUUUUUCUACGAUAUAAUUUAUUGCCCGAGUGUCCUUCCCAUGAUGUUUCUAGAGGUCCCUUCAUCAACUGAGCUGUAUGUGACACUUAAGCCAUUAUUGACAAUAAAUCAGUUCCACCCCAUCCCCCACAUUAAUAU